This is a messenger RNA of Tetrahymena thermophila SB210, 462 nucleotides long. RefSeq lists its product as hypothetical. The transcript has a single exon. The record is from RefSeq and is a predicted model, not a curated record. NCBI's taxonomy places the organism in Eukaryota, Ciliophora, Oligohymenophorea, Hymenostomatida, Tetrahymenidae.
AUGAGUAGAGCACUUAAGCUCUCUAGGAAGCUAAAGGCAAUACUAGCAGCUAAACCUAAGAUUGCAUAAGGAUCAUUUAAAGACGAAGAAUUAACUUAUAAACCUAAAAAUGAUAAUAAAAAUGGUGGCUUUACAAUCAAUACAAUUCCUAUAAAACUUGUAAUUAUUGAGCUAAUCACACUUGGUUAAAGCUUCUCUUUAAGCCAUAUGCUAGCAAGUAAAGAUGUCCAUAUUGGGCUUGUUAAGAAAAUAGCUUAAGCAUCACCUAGAUUCAGCAAUUUGAUUCCUUAGUAAUAGCAUACAUGGGCAAUACCACCAAACACACAUCUCAUCAUCAAAAGUUUAAAUAUUUCUUUAUUUUGUGGAUAAAUAUCAUGCUUUCCUAUUUUUAUUAUGAAGGUGUUCAGUACCAUAGAUAUAAUGCACCUGAAAUAUAAUAUCUAUGUUGCUGAUAUACCAUGA